Closterium sp. Naga37s-1 is the source of this 3573-nucleotide messenger RNA. Lineage: Eukaryota; Viridiplantae; Streptophyta; Zygnematophyceae; Desmidiales; Closteriaceae. The record is from the annotation of a GenBank genome assembly.
AUGAAUUGUUUUCGGUUCGGGCAGGUCAUUCGGGACGACAGCCCGCCGCGGCACCAUCAGCACCAGCACCGCGGCGUGCACGGGCACUCGUGGCACGGGUGCACGCGGCCCGUGCUUGCGGACGACGCGUGCGACGACGGCGACGAGCACGACGGGUACGGUGUGCGACCAGGCGUGCCGCGAUCGCAGAGCAAGGAAAAGGAACGACGCCAGCAGCAGCAGGAGGUACAGACGCAAACGCAAGCGCAAGCCCAGCCGCAGCCACAGGCGCAGGCGCAAGCGCAGCCGCAGACGGAGGCGCAAGCGCAGGCGCAGCAGGUGGAUGCAUCGCAGUCGUUCGAGCGGGAGCAGCAGCGGCGGGUGUGCGCGGGGAACACCGCAGAGCAGGGUGUCGGCGAGGGGCACGCGGAAGAGAAUGCGUUUCAGCAGCAGCAGCAGGCGUCGAAGCAUUCGAAACACUCCAAGCACGGGAAGCAGGAGCGGACGGGCAUGCUGGGGGGAUUCAUGAGCGCGCCCGCCAGCCCCAUGUUCCGCACCUCCAAGCACGCGCCGUCCGCCGCCCCCAGCGCUGCUCCCGCGGGCAGCAGCGGGUCCGCGGCAGCAGACUCCUCCUCCUCCGCCACGUCCUCCCGCCCGUCGUCGCGCGACGGAGGGGGGAGCGCGAGCGGGCGCAGCUUGCGCCGGGACGGGCUGUCCGCGGGACCGUCGUCGGGGCGGCGGGGGUCGUCGUCGGGAAGAGGACCGUCGUCCGCCGUGCUGCCGCUCCCCGGCGGCGGUGGAUCCAACCUGCCCGGCAUCCUCACUAGAAACUUCUCCCGUAAUAGCUCUUCGUCCACCGCGUCUACACCGCCCCUUGCGCCCAAUACUCCUAGCGCGUACCCGCCUAAGAGCCCUUCGGUAAAGGAGAAAGAAAAGGCCAGGGAGAGGGAGAGAGGGGAGAGGGGAGGGGAGGGGAAAGGGGAGAGGGAGAGGGGGCGGAGUGGCGUGGGGAGCAGCAGCGGGAGGGAGAGAGGGCCUUUGGAGAACGCGGAUAUAGAGGCUUUAAGGGAGCUGCAGCUGCGGCAUCGCCUGCACAUAUUUUCGUAUGCAGAACUCCGGGCAGCCACCAAAAAUUUCGCGCCAGAGAAUCUGCUGGGUAGCGGGGGGUUUGGGAGGGUGUAUCGAGGGGAGGUGGCUCUGCCUUCCCUAGCGAAUCCCGCUGGCGAAGCUGGUAACAGCGGCGAAAUUGCGCUGGAGGCGGGUGGGUGGGAGGGUGAGGGGGCGGAGGAGAGGGGGGAAGCGGGGGAGCAGGGAGCGGGCGGGCGGGUGGAGGUAGCAGUGAAGAAGCUGAAUAGCAAGAGCAUGCAGGGGCACAAGGAGUGGAUGGUGGAGGUGAGUCUGCUAGCAGCGGCCAGCCACCCACACCUGGUGCGCCUCAUGGGGUGCUGCGCCGAGGGCGACCGCCGCCUGCUCGUCUACGAGCUCCUGCCACGUGGCAGCCUUGACCGCCUGCUCUUCCGCCCCUCCUCCACCUCAUCUGCUAAUCCCUCCGCUGCUGCUGGUGGUGGGGGUGUGGGGGAGGCGGGGCAAGGGGCGGGUGGGGGGCGGGGCGCGGUGCUGGAUUGGGGUACGCGGUUGAAGGUGGCGCUGGGCGCUGCCAAGGGGCUGGCUUACCUGCACGAGGAGAUGGAACCCCGGGUGCGUGGGAGGGGAGGGGGAGGGGAAGAGGGGAGAGAGAGAGUGUGGAGGGAAUGGGGGGAAGUGGGAGGUAGGGUGAGGAGGGGGAGUGGUGGAGCAAGUAGGCAAGUAGUGCAGCAGAGUCACAACAGAGCAGUGGAUGGCCGUUGCUGCGGGCGUGGGCAAGAGGCGAGGGGCAGCACGGAGGGAAGGGUGGAGUUUGAGGGGAAUUUUAGCAUGACUGCUGAGAGGCUCCUUUGGCUCCUGCUUACCGUGUCGCGUGCCAUCCAACGCCCUUCUCUUGCCCCUCCUCUUGCCUCUCCUAUUCCUCUUGCCCUCCUCUUGCCUCUCCUAUUCCUCUUGCUCCUCCUCUCCUCUCCGCUCCUCGCCUAUCCUCGCAUCUCUACUCUCCCAAUUUGCCAUAACUUCUCCUUUCCCAUCGAACUCAUCCCGCCACAUGUUUUCUUCGCUACUCUCCUCUCCCCUCCCUGCUCUCCCCGUCUCCCCCCCUUCUCCCCUACUCUCUCCUUCCCUCCCUCCUCCAACGUGAUAUACCGCGAUCUCAAGACGUCCAACGUGCUGCUAACGGAGUCCUUCCAAGCCAAGCUCUCCGACUUUGGCCUUGCACGGGAGGGGCCUGAGGGGGACUCUGAGUAUGUUUCCACCAUGGUGAGGGGCACGGCGGGGUACGCGGCGCCAGAGUACAUGCUGACGGGGCAGCUGACCAGCAAGAACGACGUGUGGAGCUUCGGCGUGCUCCUGCUGGAGCUCCUCACUGGCCGCCCCUCCAUCGAUGGCAAGCGGGGAGUAGGGCAAGGGGGAGUAGGGCAAGGGGGAGUAGGGCGGGCAAGUGGGUGGUGGGACAAGCAGGGGGGAGUGGGGCAGGCAGGGGGGAGUGGGGCAGGCAGGGGGGAGUGGGGCAGGCAGGGGGGAGUGGGGCAGGCAGGGGGGAGUGGGGCAGGCAGGGGGGAGUGGGGCAGGCAGGGGGGAGUGGGGCAGGCACGGAGGAGUGGGGCAGGCAGGGGGGAGUGGGGCAGGCAGGGGGGAGUGGGGCAGGCAGGGGGGAGUGGGGCAGGCAGGGGGGAGUGGGGCAGGCAGGGGGGAGUGGUGCAGGCAGGGGGGAGUGGGGCAGGCAGGGGGGAGUGGGGCAGGCAGGGGGGAGUGGGGCAGGCAGGGGGGAGUAGGGCAGGCAGGGGGGAGUGGGGCAGGCAGGGGGGAGUGGGGCAGGCAGGGGGGAGUGGGGCAGGCAGGGGGGAGUGGGGCAGGCAGAGGGGAGUGGGGCAGGCAGAGGGGAGUGGGGCAGGCAGAGGGGAGUGGGGCAGGCAGAGGGGAGUGGGGCAGGCAGAGGGGAGUGGGGCAGGCAGAGGGGAGUGGGGCAGGCAGAGGGGAGUGGGGCAGGCAGAGGGGAGUGGGGCAGGCAGAGGGGAGUGGGGCAGGCAGAGGGGAGUGGGGCAGGCAGAGGGGAGUGGGGCAGGCAGAGGGGAGUGGGGCAGGCAGAGGGGAGUGGGGCAGGCGAUCCCCAAUCCACAAACCCCGCCCCAAUCCUGGGCCACACCCGGAGGCCAAUCUGGUGCUGUAUGCGCGGCCUUACCUGCAGCAGCCAGCGGACAUAGUAAAGAUCAUGGACCCUGCUCUCAUCGCCGCCUCUUCCGCCCUCUUAUCGUCUCCACCCUCUCGCCCACCAGGCCGCACCCGGAGGCUAAUCUGGUGCUGUAUGCGCGGCCGUACCUGCAGCAGCCAGCGGACAUAGUCAAGAUCAUGGACCCUGCUCUCAUCGCCGCCUCGCCCCCGCCUGCUGCCGCGGCCAAGGUGGCAGAGGUGGCGCGGUGGUGCCUGGCCAUGGACCCCACUCACCGCCCAGUCAUGAGCCAGGUCGUUGACGUGCUCACCUUCCUCUCCUCGCAACAGUGGUCUUGA